AUGUUAUGUUCCGCAGUGAGAACCUUCUACGGGAAGUCCCCAGCUUUCCGUUCAUGACUAAUUACAUUUCUGUUUAUUGAGUUACUUCUUAAAAUAAUUCUACAUUCAUCGGAACUGGGCCUCCGAGUUAUCCACAGCCAACGUAGUCUACAAUAGGUUAAUGCAUCAUAGGGGAAGGACACACAAAUCCAUUACGUCAACGUUUUACAUGCAAAGGAGUUUAUAUAAUUUUCUUUAUAAGAUUAUCUAUUCAGUCAUGUCGGGGUAGACUCCUUUUGGGAUGUCCAGCAGAGAGAAAGGCUUUAAAGAACACCCUAUUUUCAAAUUUUUACGUUGGUUUUAAUUUUGAAUUGAUCAUGAUUGUUCUUUGUCAUUUAAAAAUAUGUUUUUGUCAUUGUUGUCGAGGUGUUUUUUAUGGUGAUCCAGGGUGAGCUGCAGUUGGGAAAUCUUACAAGCAGAUGAUUUACCAGCCGUGUUGUUUUUGAUUAACAUGCCGGGUUAUUGUUUUAAAGGUUACUGUGUAUUCAGUUCUUUUAAAAAAUCCAUGUUGUAGUAAUCCAUCCUGGUUUGUGUUGAAAUCCAGUCAUGUUGUAAGGGGAAUUAUUUCAUCAGGAAGGAUUUUUUGUCUGGUCUCAUGUUCAUUUAACUUUGUUUCUUUCUUAGUUCUGUAAAUCUUGCUUCAAACGGAUCAUUUAAUGCACUUUCAUAGGGUGUUACAAUGAAGUCUUUCUCUCUGCUGGACAUCUCUUUUUUUCUCUCUCUUUUUUCUAAUGGAAAUCCUACAAAAUAGUGCUUUCUUGCGGAGUUUGUGCCGUAACAGCGCCCCUGCAGAUCUGCAGUAUGAUAACUCCUCUGAACUCUAUCGCAUAUCGACAUAUGCUAAGUUUCCUACCUCUGCUCCAGUGACAGAGAGGAGUCUCGCUCGGGCAGGAUUUUAUUAUACCGGAAUAGGUGAUCGUGUCCAGUGUUUUCGGUGCAAUAUAACCGCCGAUAACUGGCAGUCAGGAGAUUGCCCCGCUGAGAAGCAUAAACAUCUGUCUCCUAACUGCAGCUUCAUUCAAAGUUUACCUGCUACCGCAAACCUCCUGUCAUCUUCCCAUUCCGCUUUCUCUCCUCUUCGCAAUGUUGCGGUCCUACAACUGUCAGCGCCUGCAACGGCGGGUGCAUCAACCACAGCCGCCCCUUCUUCAGGCCAGACAGAGGACCAAGUAUGUUACUUGAACAUGGGAUUCAGCAACCUGGCCCCUUCCAGUCCAAAUUCCUCCCGUGGUAUAGACGAUACGUCUCACCCACGACCGCCAGCUUGUCACAAUCCCGGCAUGCGUCGGGAACAGGAACGACUCGAUACUUUUCAGAAUUGGACGAUCGCCACCAUAACUCCGGCUGAACUCGCCAAAGCUGGUUUCUACUACCUUGGCCAAGGCGAUAGGGUGGCUUGCUUCAGUUGCGGAGGUCAGCUCAGCAGCUGGGAACCAGGAGACAGGGCAGUAUCCGAGCACCAGAGGCAUUACCCAAACUGCCGCUUUGUUCGUGGAGACCGUGCUGACAAUGUGCCGUUAUCUGGUGCCGGCCUUUCCAAUGUAUCCAAUUCGGCAAUGCAACAGUGCGAGGAAAGAUUACUCACGUUUGUCAACUGGCCUUCAAGAAUACCCGUUCGGCCAGACCAGUUGGCUAAAGCUGGCUUUUACUAUGUUGGUCGCAAUGAUGACGUGAAGUGCUUUUGUUGUGACGGUGGACUCAGAUGCUGGGAGUCUGGUGACGAUCCAUGGGUUGAACACGCAAAGUGGUUUCCGAGAUGUGAAUACCUUUUGCAAGAAAAGGGCCAAGAAUUUGUUCAUCAGAUUCAAGCAAGGUUUCCAAGACUUUUUGAACAGCUUUUGACUAAUGGAGAUAGCAACUCAAGGGAAUUUGUUGAUCCUCCUGUUGUACAUUUGGGUCCAGGAGAAGACCGUUCAGAAGAUGCAGUGAUGAUGAACAAUCCUGUGGUAAAGUCUGCCUUAGAGAUGGGAUUUGAACGUGGCCUGGUGAAGCAAACUGUCCAGAGCAAAAUACUCACUAGUGGAGAAAACUAUAAAACUGUUCAGGAACUGGUAUCUGAUUUACUAAGUGCAGAAGAUGAGAAAAGAGAAGAAGAAAGAGAGCUACUCGCUGAAGAAAUGGCAUCAGAUGGUUUUACUUUCCUGAAGAAACAUCACGUCGCUUUAACGCAGCGUCUGAAAAGCGUACGGAGCUUAAUGGAUCAUCUUCUCGAGGAAACUGUUAUUUCACAGGAGGAGUAUGAUACUAUACGGAACUGCACCACAGUCAAGCAGCAAACCGGACAGCUCAUCGAUUUAGUUUUGGCGAAAGGAAACGCAGCAGCAGAGGUUUUCCGCAACUGGAUCAAGAAGAAUGACGUGUACCUGUUGAGAGAACUGAUGGCCCUGACAAAUGAAGCUGCAUCACCGAGUCAAGAUCUUUCAGACUUGCCCAUGGAGGAACAGUUGAGAAGACUCCAAGAAGAGCGCACAUGUAAAGUGUGCAUGGAUAAGGAGGUGAACAUUGUCUUUAUUCCCUGUGGGCACUUAGUGGUGUGUAAAGAGUGUGCGCCUUCAUUACGCAAGUGCCCAAUAUGUAGAGGAUUGGUCAAGGGCACUGUUCGUACUUUCCUCUCAUAGAAACUGAAUGUUAACAAA
Molecule: messenger RNA, 2675 nt
Organism: Paramisgurnus dabryanus
Lineage: Eukaryota; Metazoa; Chordata; Actinopteri; Cypriniformes; Cobitidae
Gene: birc2
Product: baculoviral IAP repeat containing 2
Biological process (GO): negative regulation of necroptotic process; positive regulation of protein ubiquitination; negative regulation of apoptotic process
Cellular component (GO): cytoplasm; nucleus
Molecular function (GO): cysteine-type endopeptidase inhibitor activity involved in apoptotic process; ubiquitin protein ligase activity
Source: RefSeq, a predicted model, not a curated record